AUGCCCGACAAAAUGACACAGACGGACCCUCUGCCUGGGUCCACCCCUCAAACGUCCUCAGCCUCUUCGCCUCUAGAAAAAAUGCCACUCGACAUCCACCGUCUCAUCAUAUUACAACUCUCCAGCUUCAACGACCUAGACGCGCUUGUCCACGCUUCCCCACGGGCUCAUCUUGUCUAUGCCCGGGACCGUCUGUCAAUUUUGAGGCACAUGGCUGAACGGGUCCUGGACGGCUUCCUCUACGAUGCCCACGCCGCUUACCUCUCUGGCAAGGCUAGAAUCCAAACAACCCGGUUGAAGGGGACGCUGUGGCAGUUUCUCGAUCAAUACCGGUUUGGCCAAUUCCCAAGCCUCAAGCUCAAGGACCUGAUCCAGUUGGUUCGUUUCCACCGCUUCGUCAUCGAACCUCUCACCAAGCACUACGAGAUCUGGGCUCUGGACGAUCGGCGUUACUAUCCCGAACACAGCUACCCCCUAAGCCGCACCGAAAUACAACGGGUCCAGCGCGCGCUGUACCGGCUCGAAGUGUACUACAACAUCUGUAGUCCGGCGGGCAAGGGGCGGAGUGGGGAAACUUACAUUGAGAAGGCCAAAGAUCGGAUGCGUUUGCUCGCGCUGUUUGCGCCGUGGCAGAUUGAGCAGAUACUUUGUGUCCACGAAUUUACUAUGCAUGUUUGUGAUGAGCUCUUUCGCGAACUCAAGUGGGAGCUUCAACCGCUGCAAGAUAAAGAAUUUGGCGCCAUGGAUGUCCAGAGCGGUGAGGACAUAAGCUAUCUGUUUCUAGACGCCGGACAGUCCAGCAAUCUUCCGCUCGUAUCCACCGUGCUCAAGAUCAGCGACCCCGAGGAACAAGCCGCAGUUCUACGAGAGUGUUUACUCGGCUUGCCCUCGAUAGAUGACGGUCGUGAUUGGAUUGUGGAUGCCACCUUGUGCCACCCUAAACAGAGUUCGCGGGAGAUCCUGCGGGACAUUUUCGACUGCCCCAACUAG
Messenger RNA from Dichotomopilus funicola, 990 nucleotides. RefSeq lists its product as uncharacterized. Lineage: Eukaryota; Fungi; Ascomycota; Sordariomycetes; Sordariales; Chaetomiaceae. The transcript has a single exon. The record is from RefSeq and is a predicted model, not a curated record. Bases 1 to 990 code for a protein of 329 amino acids.